AUGGCAGAACAACCACCCGCAAAGCCCGCCAAGGCCCCGAAGAAGAAGGCGGCAGCCCGCCCGGCCAAGGCGGGCCCGUCCCUCCAGACGCUGAUCAUCGGCGCCGUGACCGACUCCAGCGCGCGGAGAGGCGUCUCCCUGCCCGGCAUCAAGAAGGAGCUGGCCGGCAAAGGGGUCGAUGUGGUGCGGUCAAGGGGUUGCAUCGUCACCGCGGUGAACAAGCUGGUCAGCGACGGGACUCUGACACAGGCCUCUGGUUCUGGUGCCUCCGGGUCGUUCAAGCUCGCCAAGGCGGCGCCCAAAGCCGAUGUGCCCGCAAAGAAAGCUGUGAAGAAGGCGGUGGUGAAGAAGGUGGUCAAAGCCGCCAAACCAGCAGCCAAGAAGACACCCGUCAAGAAACCGGUGAUCAAGAAGGCAUCUCCCAAGAAGGCCGCGACCCCCAAGAAGGCCGCGACCCCCAAGAAGGCCGCGACCCCCAAGAAGGCCGCGACCCCCAAGAAGGCUGCACCGAAGAAAGUUGCUGUGAAGGCUGUAAAAAAGACAACAAAGAAGAAGCCUGCAGCCAAGAAGUAGAUCAGUGACCUGCACUACAUGCACCAAAAGGCUCUUUUAAGAGCCACCACAUUCUACUAGAGAGCCUGACCUACAACAAUGACAUGUAUGUGUUAUGUAUGUGUACAGGUGCACUCACUCACUCACUGUGUGAGAUGCCACCAUUCGAAUGAAUGUUUAUUCCAUCAAGAGGAAAAUGACGCACUUACAUACAAAUUGAAAUACUUCUCCAUUAUUUCUAUUUAUUACUUUACCUAAAUGCACUGAUUUGCAGACAAUUGGAUUUAUUGGUAAAUUAUUUUUGUUGCUAUUAUAAACACAAAAUAGUAAAAUGUAAUGAGAACCUAAUUACAUUGCAAUGAUCA
Pungitius pungitius (ninespine stickleback) is the source of this 917-nucleotide messenger RNA. RefSeq names its product histone H1-like. The record is from RefSeq and is a predicted model, not a curated record. Bases 1 to 573 code for a protein of 190 amino acids. The transcript has a single exon. Gene Ontology annotation, molecular function: DNA binding; structural constituent of chromatin. Gene Ontology annotation, cellular component: nucleosome. Lineage: Eukaryota; Metazoa; Chordata; Actinopteri; Perciformes; Gasterosteidae. Gene Ontology annotation, biological process: nucleosome assembly.